UCGAUCAAGCAUGUGCUUAGCUUGCCGAAGCAAUACAGCGACAUCCUGGUGAUUGGAAACUCGAUGAAGUUUGCUCCGGAUGUCUUGGAUUUCUUCUACGCCUCCGCUCCUCUCCUGCAGCUCGACCGGUCUCUCUGGUGCGUCUCGGCGUUCAAUGAGAAUGGCCUCUCUCACUUCCACUGGGACGAGUGGCGGCUCCUGCGCGACUCCUUCUACUCGGGCGUGAUGUCGCUGAUGAGCCGGGACGCAUGGAAGGAAGUG
This is a messenger RNA of Guillardia theta CCMP2712, 261 nucleotides long. RefSeq lists its product as hypothetical. Gene Ontology annotation, cellular component: Golgi apparatus. The record is from RefSeq and is a predicted model, not a curated record. The transcript has a single exon. Gene Ontology annotation, molecular function: alpha-1,3-mannosylglycoprotein 2-beta-N-acetylglucosaminyltransferase activity. The annotation marks the transcript as partial. Lineage: Eukaryota; Cryptophyceae; Pyrenomonadales; Geminigeraceae.